Messenger RNA from Mangifera indica (mango), 609 nucleotides. RefSeq lists its product as uncharacterized. Bases 172 to 558 code for a protein of 128 amino acids. The transcript has 3 exons. The record is from RefSeq and is a predicted model, not a curated record. Gene Ontology annotation, molecular function: metal ion binding. Lineage: Eukaryota; Viridiplantae; Streptophyta; Magnoliopsida; Sapindales; Anacardiaceae.
UCAACUUUGCAGAAACACCCACUUUCCUAUGUUAUCUUAUUAUGUUGUACUUUUAUUCACCGACAAUCGAAGAAUUUCUAAGAGAUGAGCUUGCUUGAUCGCUUCACAAAGAUCACCACCUAACUCUUUUCUCAUCUUUAGUUCUUUCUCUGUUACAGGCUCUCCGGCGUGAUGGGAUUGCACUUGUUACCUUACGGGAUUAAGAACAAGGAGCUUCAAAGAAUUGGGUUCAAAAAGGCAAGGGUCAACUCAUCACUUCCAGGAACUUCCCUUGCUUCAAUGGAAUCCUUAUCUUUGCCUCUGAUGCAGGAAGUUGUUCUCUCUGCAGAUAUAAAGUGUGAGGAGUGUCAGAAAAGAAUAGCUUAUAUAAUGUCAAGACUCAAAGAGACAGAGUCUGUGUUGAUUAAUGUGCAGGAGAAGAAGGUAACACUCACGUGUACAUAUACUGGUGUUCUGAAGUUAUCCAGUAAGGAAGUUGCUAGUGUACACAGAAAUCCUCUAGGUCUAGCCAACAGAAUCGCCACGAUCAAGCGGAUAUUUCGUUCAUCCUGCAGCUAAUAACAGUUUGAAUAAGAUCCAGCAAGCCAGAAUGUGAUUUCUUCAGCUGAA